GCUGUCCAACAGACACUGGCAUUGAUUAAGCCUGACGUGACAGUAACUGCAUGCAAACAGGAGGCUAUGAUUUCCAUGAUUAUUGACGCUGGAUUUAAGAUCGUCAAAGAACGUGAAAUCCACCUCUCUGUAGACCAGGCCCGUCUAUUCUAUCGCGAGCAUGAAAGCAAGCCUUUCUAUAAUGAUUUAGUUAACCUUAUGAGCAGUGGCCCUGUUUACGCCAUGGUGCUUGAGAAGGAAAAUGCAGUCCAAGCCUGGAGAGAGCUUAUGGGCCCAACAGACUCCAAGAAAGCAAGCGAGAUUGAUCCUAACUGGCAAGUCCUGCGCUUUUAG
This is a messenger RNA of Phycomyces blakesleeanus NRRL 1555(-), 333 nucleotides long. RefSeq lists its product as hypothetical. The annotation marks the transcript as partial. The record is from RefSeq and is a predicted model, not a curated record. Gene Ontology annotation, molecular function: nucleoside diphosphate kinase activity. NCBI's taxonomy places the organism in Eukaryota, Fungi, Mucoromycota, Mucoromycetes, Mucorales, Phycomycetaceae. The transcript has 2 exons. Gene Ontology annotation, biological process: CTP biosynthetic process; GTP biosynthetic process; UTP biosynthetic process.